AUGUCCGAAAUUAAUAUGCGUGGAACCUGGUUAGUGACAAAGCAUGCAAUUCCACAUCUUAUUGAAAGUGGACGAAAAAAUAGAAACCCACACAUUUUGAAUCUUAGUCCACCGCCUUUGAUCAAAGAGGAUUGGUUUAAAAACCAUGUUACUUAUUCAAUAGCGAAAUAUAACAUGUCACUUUGCGUUUUGGGUUGGGCUGCUGAAUUUCGAGAUCAGGGAAUUGCUGCAAAUGCACUUUGGCCGAUAACAGUAAUAGAGACGGCUGCUCUUCAAGUUUUAGAUUCAACUAAACAAAUAGAUUCAGCUUUUGGAGGUAAUUCAAGAACCCCAGAAAUAAUGGCUGAUGCUGCACAUAGAAUUCUUACCAAAAAUUCAAAAGAAUUCAGCGGCAAUUUCGUAAUUGAUGAAGUAAUUUUGCGCGAACAUGGUCAAACCGAAUUUGACCAUUAUUCUACUAGACCAGGUGCCAAAGACAUGACUAUUGAUUUAUUUGUUGACGAUAAAAUAGUUAAUAAAAUGAGAGCGUUGUGGGAAGCGAAAUCACAUAGGACAG
Messenger RNA from Racocetra persica, 556 nucleotides. Lineage: Eukaryota; Fungi; Glomeromycota; Glomeromycetes; Diversisporales; Gigasporaceae. The record is from the annotation of a GenBank genome assembly.